This is a messenger RNA of Fusarium poae, 642 nucleotides long. RefSeq lists its product as uncharacterized. Lineage: Eukaryota; Fungi; Ascomycota; Sordariomycetes; Hypocreales; Nectriaceae. The record is from RefSeq and is a predicted model, not a curated record. The coding region runs from base 1 to 642 and encodes 213 amino acids. Gene Ontology annotation, molecular function: oxidoreductase activity, acting on the CH-CH group of donors. The transcript is spliced from 2 exons.
AUGUUUCAAACCAAGGCAAUCCUCGAUCACGAGGUCUGGCAAAGCCACAAUGAUUUUGUUCCCCCGGCGAAGGAAGAGGAGGUGGCGCUGCAUUAUGAGAGAGCCAAGCUGAUGUGCCAGCAUAGCGGCCUGAGUUUGCAUGACAUCGAAGCCCUUACUGAGAAGUUUUGGGAUUUUCAUUUCGACAGUAAGAUUCCUUCGACCUGCACACCCCAAACAAAGCAGCAUCAAAGGCAAUGCCCCCCGACACCGUACUGUGGCAUACCACGGGUUGCAAUAGUUUUUGCUCGCUUGAUAGUUCACGGAAAGAGCCAAGGGGUAAAGCCAUUCGUUGUCUUUCUUAGCGAUGCGGGUGCGAUGCGUCCUGGGGUUUCGUUGCGAAUAUUACUUUCAAGACCAGGUACCAAACCGCUGGAUCAUGCAAUCACUACGUUUCAUCAUGUUCAGCUACCACCAAGUGCUCUUCUCGGUUCUACUUCCAAACCAAAGCAUGAGCGUGCCGAGUUUCUGCGUCAGAUUUGGCGGGUUGCUGUUGGAACGUUGUCGCUCUCGAUCAUGGGCAUAUCUGCCAUGCGUGUGGGAACGCGCAUCGCUGCUCUCUACAGCGAACGAAGGACUAUCCUGUCACCAGAUGGACAUUAA